This is a messenger RNA of Gryllus bimaculatus (two-spotted cricket), 1521 nucleotides long. Lineage: Eukaryota; Metazoa; Arthropoda; Insecta; Orthoptera; Gryllidae. The record is from the annotation of a GenBank genome assembly.
GAUUCACUGUUUGGCGCACGCACAGCAACGCACAGUGUGUGAGUAAACAGGAGGGUGAACUUGGAAUGAGCUUUGCUCACUUUGCAACGAAUUGCUUGUUAUGUGAAUAUGUGAAAAUAGAAUCGUAGCGAAUUGAGUGAAAAUCCACUGUUAUUACUAUUAGAUACAGUUAUCAUUUGUAUGAUAACCUUCGCUUUGGAAAUCUGUUCACGUGUAUACUGCUUCCUUGUUUAUAUUUUGUCGGUUGCGCGAAGAAUGUGUUAAUUUACAAAUAAUUUCUGUGUUCGUGAAAAUGACGCUCUUCAUUUUGCGCUCACUAGGAAGUAGAGCACGUACAGCCAUCAGUGAGUUUUCAUAUGAGUGUUCCAGACGAUCUAGGCUUUCAACAAAACCAAGUGUAAAAGAAGAGGGUUUGAAAUCAGAAACCGAUAUAGAAACAUACCUAGACCCACUGAAGCACCCUGAUUACUUUAAAGUUCAUGAACUUUUUACUAUCAGUGACCUAUUUGAAGCAAGAGUUCACUAUGGACACAAAAUUGGUUCUCUUAAUGAGUAUAUGAAGCCUUAUAUUUUUGGUUCAAGACAAGAUCAUCUUAUAUUUGAUUUGGAUAUAACUGCAAGACAUCUGAGACAAGCCCUGAAUUUCACUGCCCACAUUGCAUACCAAGGUGGCAUAAUUUUAUUCAUUUCUCGAAAUGCUCAGAUGGCUCAUACAGUUGAAACGACAGCUUUAGACUGUAAAGAAUUUGCUCAUACAAGGUAUUGGCGUGGAGGAAUCUUCACAAAUUCCCAGUGUAUUUUUGGUGCUACAACAAGGCUUCCUGAUUUGUGUAUAUUCUUAAAUACUUUAAACAAUAUUUUAACGCAACAUACAGCUGUAGUGGAAGCUGCAAAAAUGAACAUCCCAUCUGUUGGUAUUGUAGACACAAAUUGUAAUCCACUUUUACUCACUUAUCCAGUUCCUGGCAAUGAUGAUACACCAUGUGCUAUAGAAUUAUAUUGCAAAUUAUUUAAAGAGGCUAUACUGAGAGGGAAAGAGCAGAGGCAGAAGGAUAUUGAUAAAUAAUUGUGUAACAAAAUCUUGAUUUGUAGUAAACAUUAAUUAUUACUCUUUUAUUUCUAUCAAUAAUUUAUUUACUCCUGAAUUUCAGUAAUUGUCAUGAUUUUUAUUGCCUAGUUUCCUAUGAAAUUUUCUUUCACAGGAUAGUGAUGCAAACAAUACAUCUUGUUUACUGGCAAACAAUACAAAGUUCUUGUUUACUUUUUCAAAUUAAACCUUUUAUAAAUCCAUUAAUUCCUUAGGAAGAAUUCAAACAUUGUUCCAUAUAUUCUCACCAAUUUUCAUUCUGCAACUAAGAACAAAACUGCUUCCUUCAUAUGUGCCAUAAACUAUUUUUAUUUUUAAUGCUGUUGGUCAACUAUCUGUUUGUUUUAACGCUUCAUUGUUCAUUUUUUCGUUAUUUAGUUUGCUGCUGAAGUAGAUACCUUCUAAUAAUUAAAUACGGUAAAUUAAAGACAGUA